Dreissena polymorpha is the source of this 5525-nucleotide messenger RNA. RefSeq names its product beta-1,3-glucosyltransferase-like. The record is from RefSeq and is a predicted model, not a curated record. Gene Ontology annotation, molecular function: glycosyltransferase activity. Bases 57 to 1364 code for a protein of 435 amino acids. Lineage: Eukaryota; Metazoa; Mollusca; Bivalvia; Myida; Dreissenidae. Gene Ontology annotation, cellular component: membrane. The transcript has 12 exons.
UCACCUCAAAUUUUGCAUUUGCAAAGACAUUUGACACCAAGCUGUCCGAUGUCAUUAUGGUGGUGGUGUCCCAACCCAACCCGUACCACGCUGGCCGGGCCAGGGAGCUCCAGUUGGACUUAAAGGAUCAGAUCAAGGGGCUAGGUACCAACAAACCGACUGUGUACCUCACACAUAAGAAGUGGCCAAACAAGAUGGGUCUCUGGACUAUAUUCCCAUUGCUGGAAAAGCUCCAAGAGACCUCAUCAGUGACCAAAUGGGUGUUGGUAUGUGAGGAGGAGACCAGAGUUGACCUGGGCAAGCUCCAGACAUUCCUGCAGCAAUACGAUCCUCUUGAGGACUGGUUCAUUGGUCACGGUCUAGAGGACAAAGAGGCGACCAUUAUUCACCACUUUGCGCCGCCCAACAAACUCAAGUUUCCAGACUUUGCAGCGGGGUUCAUACUCAGUUUCCCACUCAUCAACAGAAUGUUAUCCCGCUGGCCAGAUGAAGAAAACUUCAGAGCAGAUUUUACCAUAGACCCAAAACAUGAGCUUGCGUCUUACAUUCUGAUGGAUGAUGUUAAACUGACCCAUGCACCAGAGCUGUGCUUGGCAGAGCAGGGAGACCAUUGUGUGUCAUAUAUCAAACAGAAAUUCCCACAAUGUGGAGAGGCCAUACCAGAUGAUGACCUGUUUGUGGCCGUGAAGACGUGUGAGAAGUUCCAUACAGAGAGAGUACCUGUAGUGUUGGACACCUGGGCCAAGGAGACAGGUCACAUUGAGUUCUACAGUGAGACAGCAGACUCAUCCAUACCUACCAUUGACUUGGGCGUGCCCAACACAGAAAGAGGUCACUGUGGGAAGACGAUAGCCCUGAUGAAGCGAGCAGUGACAGAGGAACACAUUCGAGACAGGAAGUGGCUACUGGUCGCUGAUGACGACACACUCAUCAACAUUCCCAGACUGCGUCAGUUGCUGGCGUGCUAUGAUGCUUCUAGCCCUGUUGCCCUGGGAGAGCGCUACGGUUACCAGGUGGCCAAGGGUCAAGGGUACGAGUACAUCACAGGGGGAGGAGGGAUGGUGUUCAGCAUGCCCAUGGUGCGCAGGCUGGUAGAUCAGUGCACAUGUCCCCAGAAUGACUCCCCCGACGACAUGAUCCUCGGCAUGUGUCUGCGCAGGCUAAACAUCCCCAUUACACACGUUCCUUAUCUGCAUCAGGCCCGCCCAGACGACUACUCUGAUGGCUUCCUCAGUCGCCAUAUACCGGUGUCCUUUCACAAGCACUGGAACUGUGACCCUCGAGCGGUGUACAGGCUAUUGAAGAGCUAUGAUGGAGUCGAGAGCAGGGGAGACCACUCUAAACAGACCCACGUAGAGUUGUGAGGAUUGAGGGGCAUAGGUUUUAUCAUGUGCUGAAUUGUAUUGAAAAUAAGCCUCACUUUGGGAUAAACAAGGUUAAUCCUUAACACUCAGAUAUGCAUUUUGUAGUCCCUUAGAAAAUCAAAUCAAAUUAAAGAUAUUCAUUCAUGUUUAAGUUUUACAACUUCUUUUUCAACCCCAAGAUACUGAAAAGCAGCAAACAGUAUAAAACCUGAACUGACUGCGAGUAAAUUGAAUACUUUUCUGGUUUUAUGCUGGUUGCAUAUAACCAUUUUAAAUUUGCUUCUGAGUAGGAAAGGGUAAAAUUCAUAUGGUUUAAAUUUUGGUUCAGAUUAGUUUGCACAGGCUUAUCAGGGAUGACAUUUUCUGCUUUUGGUAUUUUACGUGUAAAGGAAGUCGCUUGUUAGCUAAAUUUCAGUAUAGGCAGAAAGUGUAAUCCCUGAUUACCGUAAUUACUCUAUGUUUUCGGACACUCUAAGUUUUCGGACACCCCUUUUUUUAGCAAAAGUAAUUAUUUUUCGUGACUCCUUAUUUUCGGACACACGAGUUUUCGUCCAUAAUUAAUGUCUCUAAGUUUUCAGACAGUAUAUUUUACAGUGCUAAUUUACCAAAUUUCGGUCGUGUUUUUGAUAUCUAAUGACACUUCGAUCAUGGGGUUUUACCACCAGAUUAACAACGUAAAACAUGGCAGGUGCAUGACUGAGAGCAACGGACCAUUACAUUUGCGUUAUUGGGUAAAUAAACCGGUAUUAAACAAUGGUUUCGCUCGAUAGCAUAUGCGUUAUGACAAUUACCAGGGGUAGUGCCAAUUAACAGUUCAAUUAUCUACCGCAAUGUAGAUGACAAUAUCAAUAUACGCUCUGUGCGCAAUGGUACUACUCCUUAGUAAAAUAACUGUGACAAAUACUAAACGCUUCAAAGUGUGAUGCACGGUACCCUAUUGCAAGUUUUACGAACAAUGGAAGGUGUUAGACAACAACUAUCGGAAAUGAACAAACACAAAUUCAUAGUUUGCUUUUUUUAUUGCGUUAAUUACAGGUUCAUACUAGCAAGUAUCGGUACAUCACAUGCUCAUAUUUGUACUUGUUGGUCAAAGAACAACCUUGUACUAACUUUCUGUCAAAUAAAUUAAGCAUGUAAAAUUAUUUUAAAUGCAGUGCAAACAUAUAUAACUGUAAUUUAUACUACACGGCAUGGUAUUUUACAAGCGCAUGCUAUUACCGGUAGUCGUUGAUACAAUCGACGCUAUUUUCGGACACUUCAAUUUUCUACUCUCAGUUUUCGGACACCUGUAUUUUGUGAAUAUUUUUCGUAUCUAAGUUUUCGGACACAAUUUUUUUUAAUCAUUUUUAAGUGUCCGAAAACAUAGAGUAAUUAUGGUAACCUGUGUGGACUGUUUAUCACAUUAUGGGGCCGUAGGGGCAGUAAUUGCCAGAUGUAUUGAAACGUUUAUAGAUACAUGUGUUCAUACUUAUGUAGUCAGCAGAUUUACAUGAAACUUUAUGCUGUCAAAUAUUCUUGGUAUCUGUUAAGGAACACCAAGUAUUUUAUACAACAUAACUCAACUGUUAUGCCUUUGUAUGUGCUUUACAUUAAACAUGUCCAGUGUCUGCAGGUUAUUUCUAGUCACAGAACUGGUAAGAGGUUUAAUUGAUUAUUACUUAUGUAUUUGUUUGUAGACAGGAGAAAAAAUCUAAUUGGCCACCUGAUAUUUUUUGUUAAAUACAUGCAUGUAAACUGUAUACGGUAUAUUCAAAAUAUAUUCUUUUACACAUUAAAUACAGGUCAAUGCAAAUAUUUCCUUAAAAUAUGUCAAUUAAAUAAGUCAAUCAGGUGCAAUGAAUUAUUGUAUUGCAAUCACCCUGGAACAGAAUAUUGCAAAAUUGAGCCUUGUAUCACAAUUAGUAUCAAAAACAAUUGUGAAACAUUUUAUUCAAUUAGUGUAUUUUUAACAUAUGCAAAAUACACUGAUUUAAACAUGUUUUAUUCACACCAACACUAGUCUUCUUAGAUGCUGUGUACCAUAAAUAACAUCUUAAAACAUUGCUAAACUAAUUUACUCAAUUUGUGUAUUUAAACUAUAAUGUUAUAUGCAACAUGUCUUAUAUUUACAAUGGAAAUAAACAAUGGAAUUUCAAAAAGAAAACAAUUAACAAAAAUUGAGCCUCAUUCUGUGAAAUCUGGGCUGAAUGCAUGUGCCUAAAGUGUCGUUUCAUAUUAGCCUGUGCUGUCCACACAGGCUAAUGAGGGAUGACGCUUUCUGCGUUAACUGGAUUUUCAUGAAAAAGAGAGUUCCUUCAAACAAAAAAUUCCAUAAAAGCAGAAAGUGUCGUCUAUGAUUAGCCUGUGCAGACUGUGCUCUGAUUAGCCUGUGCACAAGCUAACUUGGGAUGACACUUUAUGCACAUGCAUUAAAACCACGUUUUUGUAGAAGAGACUCUUUAAAGCAAACAAUUUAUGAGACACAUUUCAUAAGUUUUAUUGACCUCAGUUCCCAGCAGACAUAGCCUACAUCUUCAACUUAUAUCAAGCAUUCCAAAGCCUCCCCUUUGUUCUCCUGUACACAGUCAGGUCAUAUAUUUUAGUUUCUUUUAUUACCUUAUCUUAUUUUUCUAAUUACCCUUUCUUGUUACCAAUGAAGUGCAAUGCAUUUGACCAUUUGUUAAGCAAUGCAUGUGAUUUUAGUCCAAAACUAGACAUUGAGCCAUCCAUUCUGCUUGACUAUGAAAAAAUCAUGUUUCAUAAUUUGAAUCAACAGAUAAAUGUGUAAAACAAUAUAUUGCAAAAUGUCAUUAUUUAAAUGUGUUGCCCCAAAAUCACAUGUAUAAAAUGUAUGUUUAGUGUGUUGUGAUAUCUGUUAAUUUGCAUUCCAUAAUGCACUUCAUUUUUUGAUGUGAAGGGUGAUCACACAAAAGCCAUGGUUCAUAAUUAAUAGAUGAAGGUUGAGAAAAAUUACUUCAGGAUGAUUUUAAGUUGAUCUCACACUUCCAUAGUUCAAUCUUGUAUAAAUCAAACAUAAAUAUCAAAUGUAUAUCAUAUCCAUGCACCUGAAAUUUAUCUGUUUGCAUAUUAAUAGAAGCAAGUAAUAAAGUUGCUUAUAUUAAUACAAUUCAACAUUUACACAUAGGCCAUUAAAUUUCCUUGAGUUUGUAAAUCUUUUCAGUUUCUGCCCUCUAUCAAGUGUAAAUCUUGUCAGUUUCUGCCCUCUAUCAAGUGUAAAUCUUGUCAGUUUCUACACUCUAUCAAAUGUAAAUAUUGUCAGUUUCUGCCCUCUAUCAAGUGUAAAUUUGGUCAGUUUUUGCACUCUAUCGAAUGUAAAUCUUGUCAGUUUCUGCCCUCUAUCAAGUGUAAAUCUUGUCAGUUUCUGCCCUCUAUCAAGUGUAAAUCUUGUCAGUUUCUACACUCUAUCAAAUGUAAAUAUUGUGUCAGUUUCUGCCCUCUAUCAAGUGUAAAUCUGGUCAGUUUUUGCACUCUAUCGAAUGUAAAUCUUGUCAGUUUCUGCCAUCUAUCAAGUGUAAAUCUUGUCAGUAUCUGCGCCUAUCAAGUUAUAAACGUGUCAGUUUCUGCCCUCUAUCAAGUGUAAAUAUUGUGAGUUUCUGCCCUCUAUCAAGUGCAUUUCACUCAACAGACUUAUUGUGUCUACUCAAGAAAUAUUUUUGUGCAAUGUAUGUAACUAAAAAUAUAUUAUUUACAAUAGUUGAGAAAUAUUGUAUAUAUUUUGUUUCAGACUGUACAUUUACUUAUGUACAUGUGUAACUGCAUUAAAUGUUUGCCAUGUAAACUCUCACCCUAAACCAUGUGUUUUUACCAGGGCUAAAUAAGCAUGCAUCAUUGGUAGUUGAUCUGUCAGUUCUAAAAGAAAUCUCAACUAGUAUUACUUUUAUGAUGUUUCAUGGAUAUUGAAUAAUUUAUACGCAGCAGGCAAUGUAUUUUAUCUAUAAGAAUCAUGUACUUGUAUGUGAUCAUACAACUAAGCUUUCACAAUGUAUUAAACCUUUUUCUCGUCGCACAUUUGUAUUUAUUGUCAAAAGCUCUUGUCAUGAUCUAAUAAAACAUAAAUUAUGUAUUUGGGCUGUUUAUAUAAAAAAAAUCCACCGAUUAUUUGUUGUAUUAAAAAUACCAUUAACAGGAUAUAAUAAUAAACAGAAUAAAUUCAUAACCCAC